UUGUUCUUUAAUGUAACAUUGAAAAACUAAAUUUUUCCAUUUAAGUUUUAACCUUUGAUCUAAAACCAGUCACUGUGACAAAUAUACAAACAUACAGCAGGGGGGGGAUGUGCAUGCCAUUACGUUUAAUAUUUUAGUCAGCCCACUAAAUAUGAUUAGACCACAUUAUAUAAAUUCAUAUACUCUGGCUUUAUUUAUAAAAAUAUCACUUAAAAAAAAUGAAAAGACUAGGCUAAAUUAAAGAUGUUGGUACAUAACCAGGAAGUAAAAGAGGGAAGUAUAGGGUUAAAGUUUAAGUGAGUCGGUCUGUUCUGCAGUGCAAACAGUAACCUGCUAAAGUACAUUCUCUACUGCUUGUAUGUACGCUUUAUCUGAAGUUAUAAUGCCAACAUUAAGUAUAAUUAAAAAUGCCCUUUGGACCAGCAAAGGGUGCAGCCAUUUACCAUUCUACAGGAUGUCCUGCACAAAGCUUCAAACAUCAGCUAUUGAUGGUAAGAGAACAUUCAACACCACGGUGAAUGGGCUGCCAACCAUCGCUCAUUUAGUGCGUUCUGUAGACGAGACACCUGAGCCCAUUCCCACCAUAGUUAAAGGUACCAUCCCAAAAUGGAUCAAUGGAAGUCUACUUCGGAAUGGUCCAGGAAAGUUUGAAUUUGGGAAUCAGCAUUUUAACCACUGGUUUGAUGGAAUGGCUUUGCUGCACCGCUUUCAGAUUGAGGGCGGCAAGGUGACAUACAGGAGUCGCUUUUUGCGCAGUGACUCGUACAAGCAGAACAGUGAGAGGAACCGGAUCAUGGUGUCAGAGUUUGGCACUUUGGCCCUGCCUGAUCCCUGCAAAAAUAUGUUUCAGCGUUUCCUGUCAAGAUUUGAGAUGACAAAACCAACUGAUAAUGCCAGCGUCAGCAUCAUUAAAUAUAAGGGCGAUUAUUACGUCAGCACAGAGACAAACUUCAUGCACAGAUUGGACCCAGAGACAUUGGAGAGCAAACAGAAGGUGGACUGGAGCAAAUUCAUAGCAGUAAAUGGUGCUACAGCUCAUCCGCACAUUGACCCAGAUGGCACAGCAUACAACAUGGGUAACUCAUACAGCAAGAAAGGGACCUUUUACAACAUCAUCAUGGUGCCACCUGAAAGAGAAAGUCCAGAAGAUACUCUAGAGGAAGCAAAGAUAUUGUGCUCCAUUGCCCCUCAUGACAAAUCCAAACCCUCCUAUUACCACAGUUUUGGAAUGUCGGAGAACUAUGUAGUGUUCAUUGAGCAGCCCAUUAAAAUGGAUCUGUUCAAGAUAAUGACCAGCAGAGUCAGGGGGAAAGCACUAAGUGAGGGUAUUUACUGGGACCCUAACCAGGAAACAAUCUUCCACCUCAUUGACAAACAAACUGGAAAGGAGAGCUCAGUGAAGUACUACACCAAAGCUCUGUCCACCUUCCAUCAGAUCAAUGCUUUUGAACAGGAUGGAUUUCUCAUGCUUGACAUGUGCUGCUCUGAUAAUGGUCAGGCCAUUAACAACUACCAUAUUCAAAACAUGCGUCAAUCAGGAGAGGCAUUGGAUAAAAUGUAUAACAGCAUGGGCCAGCCACUUCCUCGUCGUUUUGUGCUUCCUCUUAAUAUCACCAAAGACACACCACUGGAACAGAACCUCAACACAAGACCUGACAGUACGGCUACUGCUGUCUGCCGAAUGAAAAAUCAGGUUUACUGCACAUUUGAGGACCUCCAUAAUGAUGACCUGCAAGAUUACGGUGGCUUGGAGUUCCCUCAAAUUAACUAUGCAAGAUAUAACACCAAACCUUACAGAUACUUUUAUGGUUGUGGUUUUCGGAACUUAGUAGGAGAUUCUCUUAUUAAAAUGGAUUUGGAGAGCAAAAAGUUUAAGGUAUGGUGCCAGCCAGAUCUCUACCCAUCAGAGCCUGUUUUUGUUCCUUCACCAAAUGCUGAGGAAGAGGAUGGUGGGAUUAUUUUGUCUGUGCUGAUCACACCAACAAAGGACAAGAGUUCGUUUCUCCUAGUCCUAGAUGCCAAAACCUUCACAGAGCUGGGAAGAGCUGAAGUGCCUGUCAACAUUCCUUAUGGAUUUCACGGAACAUUUAAUUCCAGCGAAUAAAGCUCAGGUUAAACAGUUAUCACAAUAUACUGUUAGCAGCUAUGCUGAGAACUCGGAUUUUAGAAAUCGUCCAAAAACAUUGGCAUCUCUUAUCCACAUAUUAAACAAAAAAUGUUAUAGGCCUAAAUGUUCCUUUUGAAAAAAGUACCCCUACGAAAUGAAAAUACUGCAAAUACUGCAGCGGUUUUUAUUAGCAAUAACUCAAUUAUUAAGUUCAGUUUAAGUGUUAAUGAACGCAGUUAGUGAACAUGCACUCUUUAACAAAACCUUUGGCACAUGUGACUCAUGUAAAGGUGAUUAUAAUUAGAUGUAAUGCUCAAUGCUGCAAAAUUUCAUUAAUUCUAACGUUUUCUUUCAUUCAAUUCUUUUUAUUUUUAUUCUGACGUGUUCAUUUUAGUUCAGUCGUGAUAGGUUUAGUUUACAAGUGCAGGAGCAUUUACCUCUUUAUCUUAAUUUUAUGGCAUUUUUGUUAAGGUUGGUGCACCAAGCAUCAAGUUAAUUUUCGACCUUGCCUUUAACCACUGUAACAAAGUGUAAAAAAAGUAAACAAAACACUAGAUUUACACGUGAGCGUGUCCAUCUCACUGGGAAGUAAGGUAAUGAAGUGUACAUACACAAAACAUAAAUGUGUAUUUUUGCAGGCUCUACCUCUUAUAUUUUGCUUGUUUACAUUUUCAAUUCAUUCAAGUUUCAUUUCAUUUAGCUAUAGCCUAAUAUUUUGUACUAAUUGAUGUAAUGAUCACAAAUAAAUACCAACACUGUGAUAAACAAGACUUGUAUGCCAUCUGGUGGAUUUAGAGACAAAAACUUUCACAAUGUUUACAAUCAGGUGAGAAAUCAGUGGCCAAGUGUAGAGUGUUUUGGUUUGAGUAUUAUUUCUUUUAUAUUUUAAUUUAGGAAAUAGUA
Messenger RNA from Paramisgurnus dabryanus, 3010 nucleotides. It is a transcript of the gene bco2a, whose product is annotated as beta-carotene oxygenase 2a. Gene Ontology annotation, cellular component: mitochondrion. The record is from RefSeq and is a predicted model, not a curated record. Gene Ontology annotation, molecular function: carotenoid dioxygenase activity; beta-carotene 15,15'-dioxygenase activity. Lineage: Eukaryota; Metazoa; Chordata; Actinopteri; Cypriniformes; Cobitidae. Gene Ontology annotation, biological process: carotene catabolic process; retinal metabolic process.